CGCCUCCAUCUGAUCUCCCCCGCCCGCUGGAGCGAGGAGCGAGGAGGUGGGGCGGCGGCCAUGGCGGCAAGGGAGGAGCCCCGGAUGGUGACUGGUGCUCUGCUGCAUAAACCUUCGGCGCUUCUCCCAGGCAAGCAACCGUGAUGCGUGGAGCAGCAUUCCCAUGAACAGACUCCAUGAUCCUUAUCUCCCUCCAUUGACCCCGUUCUGAAAUCUCUCCGGUUAGUUGCUCGGGCCAUGCGCUGGAGAAAGGAUCGCUCCUCCCCCUAGCAGUUCGACACACCGAAUCAGCAGGCGGCCUUCGAGCUUCUGAACUCUGAACAUCCUCCCAUUUUCAUGCAGGAUUGUUCAUCCGCCCUGUUCACUCCAUGAGAAUUUGGUGCUCAAUCAUCUCCAGUGAGUUCGACGCCUACUGAUUUAUGCGCAUAGAAAGUCCAUUAACUUGUGGGCAUCUGUUUCUCUCCAGUUGCCAUUUUGCAUUGUGCUGCUCGCCUGCAGUUUCCAAAUUCCAACCAACAAUAUCUAUUUUCCAGCACAUUAUUGUCUUGAACUCUUGAUAAUUUUCCAGCACGCAUUGCUGCAGGCACCUCCAGGUUGCAGACUGGAUUCAACUUGUAAAAUACCAUAUCACAAAUUCUCAAGCACUAAAUGUUGAAGUCAAUUGAAAAAACUGACAGCGGUUCACUGUUCUGUGCUAGGUGACAUGACACAUGCGGUGUUUCCUAUCCAUUGUCUCAGUUGAGCACUUGUCAUUUGUCAACUGUCAUCGCAAGUGGGACUUCUCAAAGUUUGGUUCUUCCUUUCCUGAAUGAAAAAAACAAAGGAACAAAUUAUUAUCACCAAGUUGGCUGUUAAGAAGCAUAAUAUCGGCUCAGAUCAGCAAUGACGACACAACAUAAAAGCCAGAGAAGACUUUGGCGAAAACGAUGGGAUCGAGCUGUUAGCCAGCAGUCAUGCGUCAUGGUGAUCCUGCUCUUGCCGACUUGCCGUGGCAAUAUAAGUGAAGAUAUGAAACACCACCAGAUUGAGAAUCUAAGAUAGGCUACACAGCAACAUUUCAUCACUGCAUCAAUAAUGGCGUCUGCUGUGACCAGCAGCAGUGACAAUGAGCAGGUCCUCCCUACCAUCGACGCUGACCAAGCACACGCCCUCUUGAGCUCUGGCCAUGGCUAUAUUGAUGUCAGGAUGCAGGAGGACUUUGACAAGGGCCACGCACCGGGUGCUCGCAAUGUUCCCUACUACCUGUCAGUCACGCCACAAGGGAAGGAGAAGAAUCCACGCUUUGUAGAGGAAGUGGCUGCACUCUUUGGGAAGGACGAUGGCUUCAUUGUGGGUUGCAACACGGGGAACAGAUCCAGGUUUGCAACUGCAGAUCUUCUAAACGCGGGGUUCAAGAACGUGAGGAACCUGCAAGGUGGCUACCGCUCCUUUCUCCAGAGUGCAAAUCAGCAGCCAGCUCAACAGCCUUAGGCAUCACCAGUUAAUGCCAGUUCGUGCCUGUCUGUAUUGUUCAUUAUUUGGCUGUCCAUUUCGAAAAGUUUCAGUAAGAGAUCCUGGUGAAAUUCCUGCAUCCACAGGCUGUUGAAUCUUGUGAUGUAAUGAACAUUCAUGAAGUAGUGCUCCAAAAAGAAAUGUGAGGCCAGAGGUGAUGCUUGCUAUAUCAAUUUGCGAAUAUAUAUUCUACUGUGGAACAUGUCAUAUUAUAGCAUUACAAGUAAUUGAAGUACGUAAUGACCUUUUUACAACAA
Messenger RNA from Panicum virgatum (switchgrass), 1748 nucleotides. RefSeq names its product thiosulfate sulfurtransferase 16, chloroplastic-like. The record is from RefSeq and is a predicted model, not a curated record. NCBI's taxonomy places the organism in Eukaryota, Viridiplantae, Streptophyta, Magnoliopsida, Poales, Poaceae. Bases 1075 to 1470 code for a protein of 131 amino acids. The transcript is spliced from 7 exons. Gene Ontology annotation, molecular function: catalytic activity.